Chara braunii is the source of this 2665-nucleotide messenger RNA. The record is from the annotation of a GenBank genome assembly. Lineage: Eukaryota; Viridiplantae; Streptophyta; Charophyceae; Charales; Characeae.
GGACGGAGGCAAGGAUCAAUUAAAUUAAAUUCUUUCAGAAUCCGACAGAAUUGCAUGACGCCCGCUCUCGUUUUCUUCGGUGUGUUGUACAGGUGGUAUUUCCUGCUGGCGUUGUGUGUUUUUGCUCCGAGCAGCGGCUGUACUUCCUACUGGCGUGGUGUAGGAGGGCAAGAGCUUCAGCUCCGUCUAUGGCGAGGGGGCGGGAGAUGUCGUCUUCAAGGCGGUCGGUCUCCUUGUUGCUGUUGCUUCGACUGUUGGCCAUCGCCACUCUUUUCAUCGCGAUCGCCAUCUGUCCGGCGGAGGCUGUUCCCGCCAACAAUUUCGCUGACUUGAAGAGGUUGUUGGCGGAUACGAGUGUGAGCGCAAUAGAGGUGAAGGCUGACAUCAAGCUGACGGAGGACUUGCCGGAGGUCAGGCGCUCGAUCCGGAUCGUUGGACAGUGUCCAGGUGGCCGACAAUGCGUGGUCGAUGGCGACUCCAAGUACCGUGCCUUUCUCAUCAGCGGAGCAAGCGGAUGCCCUCSCCCCCGUCCUAGGCUCCGUGUCGACAUCAGCAAUCUACGUCUUAUCAAUGCGMGAGCUAAUUUGGUUGAAGSUGAAGCGUGCGGGACUCUGCAGUGGGAUAAUGGGGCAGCUYUGAGCUURAUUGAUGUGGCGUCAGCCACGCUGAGGGGCGUCAAUUUCGAGGGCAAUGUGGCCCUCACUCRCUCUGGUGGUGCGCUGGCCGCUUUCUCAUCAGCAUUCUUAAGUCCGAUUUCAACUCUUGAUAUCGCCAACUGUGUGUUCCGCAACAAUCGCGCAGGCAAUACCGGAGGCGGCAUYGACMUUGACAGCGGCGUGAAGACGACCAUCACUUCCUCAACCUUCAUUAAUAAUGCUGUUACRUCGGACGUGUCGGCGGCGUCUAGAGGAGGAGGCGGUGCGCUGUCAGACUUUUCUGGGUUUUUGGAAGUGAUUGGCUGCACGUUCCAGAACAACACGAACGCGUUCGGCUUUGGCGGCGCCGUCAACAUUGGCAGCACUCCUGGGGUGCCGCCUGGCCGGUCGGAUUUCCAGUCGAACACAUUUGAGGGUAAUUCCGCGAAGGAAGGCGGCGCCAUYAGCGUGAUUAGGGCGGGAGUGUCCAUCUGCAAGAACACGUUCACGAACAACGUGGCGACUGGUGCCGGCAGUGCCGUUAGGAGAAGCAGCAACGUGCUCGUAGUCCUUGACAGGCACCCGGCCAAGUUCUGCCCGCGCAUUCCCUCUGGCACUCGCACCGUCUGCGCGCGCGAUUACAGGGGACCUGGGAACCCCAUUCUGUCGGACGCCUCUUGUACUGUGAGCGACCAGGUGCGUGUAGUGUGCGGCAAUGGCGGGAGCUGUAUKCCCCGCGGAGUGGAUAUCAGGACGCCCACCGGUCGCCUGGCAAGCUUUCUCCUGGACGAGAAGCGCACCAAGCUGACACUCACAGAGAACGUCGUGCUCACCGAGGGCCUUCCCCAUCCCUCCCUCCUCAGAACCACGCCAAUCACAAUCACCGGCAAGUGCCCUCGGUCUCCCGGCGGAAGAUGCGUGAUCGACGGCCAGGGGAAGUUUACCGCCGUCGUCUUCCCCGUGCAUGUGAUGAUGGAGAACAUCGAAUUUCGGCGCGCAGCUCUGACGGCCGUCAAGGCGGAUGGCGGCUUCAUUGGCAGAAACCUUGUCUUCGCACGGAACAGGCGGCCUGUCGACUUCGACCUAACUCCGAACGAAGCCCCUUAUACGGCGGGACUGUUCAUUUCUGGAAACUUCACUAUUUCAGACUCCACCUUCAGUGAAAACGCUGGUUACUCUGGGGCUGCGCUUGGCACCUCCGAAAGGGACACAUUCACGAGGGGAGUUAUCUCAAAGUGCACGUUCAGUAAGAAUGUGGCGGCGUGCGGUGGCGCUGCAGUGGAUUUGGGUGGGGAGAGGGGCAAGACUUCAUACCGCGUGGCGGACUCUACUUUCACGGGGAACACGGCCGCCGACGGGGGCACAAUCACCGCAAGUAAUGGGCAGGUGGAGAUCGUUUGUUGCACUUUCAAGAACAACAAAGCGACCAGGUUCUUUGCUCGAGCAGUGCGUAUUGACGAGUACGAGAAGUUUUCCCUUUGCAAUUGCCAGUUCUCUGGAAACACUGCCAAGGAGAGCAACAGCAGCAAUCUCUUCGUCUCUCAGAUAACAGGAAUACGGGCAACGACUCUGUUCUGCCCUACUCAAACUCCUCUAACGCAAUUCAACUGCAACUUUAACGGCGAUCGCGACGAACCGUUCCCUUGUUUUCCGAUCACGAUCGGAGGGCCAGGAUGUGCUGGCUGUCGUUAGCCGGUACUUAGUGCAGCGAGAGAGUUAACUUACAGCAGCGAGAGAGUUAGGCUGCAGGUGGUGGGGGGUUUGCACGCGGGAUGUCGAGAGCCAAUAAGGGGUACUAAGAGUCUCCGUGGGAUUUAGACUUUAGAAAGUUCUUUUUUUCGCUGUUGGUCAGGGAAUCGCUGUUGUUAAUAAUGUUGUCAAUAAUUGUUGGAGCUGAGCGCUGUUGUCGUUAAGUUCUCUCUGUAAUUUUGCCGGAGGGCGUAUGAUGCGAGAGGGGCGGGGCUGAGGGUCCCCUCUGUAUUUUCUUCGUUCGUGGAGGUUUAUUUCCUCAACUGGCGGCAGGAAACAGA